Molecule: messenger RNA, 1458 nt
Organism: Linum tenue
Lineage: Eukaryota; Viridiplantae; Streptophyta; Magnoliopsida; Malpighiales; Linaceae
Source: the annotation of a GenBank genome assembly
CUACUCUCCCCGACCUCUCAACUUCACUCUCGCCCUGCGUUCGCCGCCGCAGCUGCCAAUCUGCCAUUGUCAGUCGCCUCCUCGGCUCGCUAUUUACUGCCAUCGCAGCUUACUCCUCCGCUGUUCCUGGAAGAGAAGUGAGGAGAGGGGUUUAUUAUGGCGGCAGCAGCUGGAGAUGUUGACAGAUUAAGCGAUCUACCGGACAACAUUCUGCAUCACAUUCUCUCCUUCCUCGACACCUUGUCCAUCGUCGAGACCAGCAUCCUGGCAAGGAGGUGGAGGUGUUUGUGGAAAGAUGUUCCCAUCCUAAACAUCUGGAGAAAGUACCGCAAUUCGUCAACGUUUUCUUUCAAGGAACACAUAAGCAAGCUUCUGUCUCUCCGAUCCCACCAUGUUGCUGUGGCAGAGGUGAACUUCGACUACUGUCGUUGGGGAGCGACAUUAUCAGAAAAAUUCGAAAUGUUUGAUAGUGUUAUGAAAUAUGCUGCCUCCCAAUCCCUUGGUAAUGGUGGUGGCAGUCAUCUUCAUCGUUUGUCAAUUGUCAGUCCUUCUACCAUUGACUUCACUGAUAUGGCUGCCUCCAUCGUUGCGAAUCAUCACCACGAUUCACUCAAGACGCUUAAGCUGACGAGGAUGAAUCUUGUAUUGGCACCAACUUCAGGAUUUAUGUCCCUGACAGCUCUGGAACUGUUUGACUGCUGCCUUGGUCCCAAUACUUUUGCUAACUUCCCUGGUUUGAAAUACUUAAAGCUACAGGGUUGCAUCUCGAGGAACUUGAAAGUGUCAGGAGUGGAGCUCGUGCACCUGGAAAUUCGAGAGGCACAUGGUUCAUCUAUCUGGUCUAUGGAAGUUUCUGCUCCAAAGCUCAGAUCUUUCUGUUUCCGUGGUACUGAUCCUCGUCGUAAAUGGUCGCCAGUGCUAAACCUUCCUGCCCUGGAUCACGCAAGCGUGCAUGUUCUUUGGUUUAACUCGACCAACGGUUUUGGCUAUACGAAAGAAGAAGCUGAUCGUGCAUGCCUAAAGCUAUUUAGUGGUUUGCAUAAUGCUGAAUCGCUCAUCCUCUGCUUCGACAACUACAAUAAGGAAGAUACGGACAAGAACUCUCCUCUUACCGAACUGAACUCAUCCUUAAAGGAGAAUGAAGUAUCUCCCUUCACAAGAUUGAAGACCUUGAGGGUGCAGUAUCGAAAAGGAUCACCGAAACAAACCAUACCUUACCGUGUGAUUCGCUACUUCUUGGAUGGCUCUCCUAAUUCAGUAGACAAGUCUUUUGCGAUGGAGAAGAUUGAGGAGAAGAUGUGAUUGAUCAAUCAUCUAACUCAACAGGUUGCUUUUAGGUUGGUAGAGACACUAGCCAGGAGUGAGGUAUCUUUUCUUAACAUCUCCAAUGUUUGUUGCCAUUACUUCAGUCCAUAUUUUGCUCAACAUAUGUAUCUGGUUAGCAUGACUUUUGCGGAC